Vitis vinifera (wine grape) is the source of this 949-nucleotide messenger RNA. Its product is annotated as putative calcium-binding protein CML19. The coding region runs from base 191 to 829 and encodes 212 amino acids. The transcript is spliced from 2 exons. Gene Ontology annotation, molecular function: calcium ion binding. The record is from RefSeq and is a predicted model, not a curated record. NCBI's taxonomy places the organism in Eukaryota, Viridiplantae, Streptophyta, Magnoliopsida, Vitales, Vitaceae.
UUCUAUGUUAUCAUUUCAUGCUUUUCCUUUAAUAAAUACAUGUUUUGAUGGCGUUCUUAUUGGAGCCGGCCUUCGUAGCUUCCAGUGCUUUUCAUGUGCAGGUAGGUGUUCAAUUUAUUUCUUGGCAGCAGGUCGGCAAAUGAUGGCGGUUGGUGACAGUUAAUUGCAUUCUAGACAGUUCGAGCCAGUCAUGUCUUCUAUGGCAGGUCAGCCACGCUCUCUCCUUUAUUUAAUAUUCAUCCACAGUCUGUACCAUUCAAGAGACGCGGUCACUAGGCAUAUAAAUCAAAAGCUUAUUGAAAUUCAGAGACUCGUAUUCUCUCUUCUAGUUCAUCUGUAUAGCCUCGCGAGGAAAGAUCGACUUCAGCUUCAUUCAGAUUCCAGAUUUUGUCAUAAGAUGAAGAGAGAUGUUCAAUUUGAGCAGGUUUUUAACCAAUUUGAUGAAGAUCAUGAUGGUAAGCUAUCUCCUUCCGAGCUUACGCGUUGUGUUGGCUUGAUUGGCGGUGAGCUGCCACUGAAGGAAGCAGAAGCUGUCGUGCAGCAGCUGGAUUCGGAUGGAGAUGGGUUGCUGAGUUUGGAGGAUUUUAUCAGAUUGAUGGAAGGAGAAGGGGGGGAGGGAGAAGAAGAGAAGAUGAAUGAAUUGAGAGAGGCUUUUGGGAUGUAUGAUAUGGAUGGUUGUGGGUUUAUCACACCCAAGAGCCUCAAGAGGAUGCUGAGCAGACUGGGUCAGAAAAAAUCGGUGGAUGAAUGCAGGGUGAUGAUUAAUCAGUUUGAUCUGAAUGGUGAUGGUGUGCUUAGCUUUGAUGAGUUCAAAGUUAUGAUGCUAUAAUCUUUGUAUGUCUUUGUAUGUACAACCUGAAUAAAAGUGAAAAAAAAAAAUUAUUUUUUAAUUAAUGUGAAGUCAGAUGUCCUGAAUUUGACUGUCUGUCUUUUAAGUGGUAAGGUAAAA